AUGACUAUUGAUUAUAAGUACUAUGCUGACAGGAUCGAUGAAUGGAUAAAUGAUAGGACAUUUUACGAUCUGCGAACUACAGAUCAAAUAUGUUGCAUUUUAGAUAACACAAGUCUUGGAAUUAAUUAUUUUUUCGAAAUUGUUAAGAAUGUUCAUGAAUUCUUCACAAGUGAUGAUAUGUUUAAGAUACUACAGCAUGUGCAUAUUGAUUUCGGUUCUGAAUUUUCAAAUAUUACAAAAGUAUUGGAAUUUUUAUCGAAAGUUUUAAACUUCCAAUUCCUUUCGGAUAUCAAAGCAUUCAUACAAAUCAAUCAUGAUUCGUUUACACCACCUCAGAAAAAUAUACAAAAUAAAAUUACAAAUAAUAAUACAAUAAUGCUUCGAAGUUUACGAAAAGCAGAACAAAACCAUUUGAAAAUCUAUGAGAUACUUGAAAAUGCAGCUGCUCAAGGGGAUGAACAAACAAUUAAAGUUUCUGUUGAUGAAAAUUAUUCUGAAGUUCGUCAACCAGAGUUUGGUUAUAAUAUGAUACUACAAGCUGCGCAAAAAGGUAACUUUAACUUAGUUAAACUUCUUUGCAAACAUGGGGCAGAUGCAUUAGUUAGAGGUAAUUUUUCCUCAACAAUUCUUCAUAAUUUUUGUAGCUGCGGAUGUUUAGAAGGUGUAAAGUACGCUAUAGUAUUUAUAGAUGUGAAUGAUUUAGAUAACUAUGAUAAUACUCCUUUGCAUAUUGCUGCUAUAUGGAAUAAGCCUGAAAUUUGCGAAUUUUUAUGUAAACAACCAACAAUUAAAAAGAAUGCGAAGAACCAAGGGAACAAAACACCACUAGGAGAAGCUAUAAAGCGUUAUAACAAUCAAGCUAUAGAUGUUCUUCGAAAAUAUGGUUGCACAGAAUUCUAA
Trichomonas vaginalis G3 is the source of this 900-nucleotide messenger RNA. Its product is annotated as protein ubiquitination. The transcript has a single exon. Bases 1 to 900 code for a protein of 299 amino acids. Lineage: Eukaryota; Parabasalia; Trichomonadida; Trichomonadidae. Gene Ontology annotation, molecular function: transcription factor binding. Gene Ontology annotation, biological process: regulation of transcription by RNA polymerase II. The record is from RefSeq and is a predicted model, not a curated record.